GCAUCUACCCGCCCCCCAGGCCUCUAAUACUGUAUAUGUACUGCGCAAGUACAGAAGUGAAGCGAAUUUCCCAUGUGUUCAUUAGGAAACGUGUGGUAUGCUGCAAGCGUUGCUUCCUGUUCCUGUGUGAAAGUGCCACGGUGCUUGGCACGGGAAUAGAUUUUACUUUAGAGAUAAGCUUUUUAUUUAUUUUAAGAAAUCCAGGUUAAAUUUUGUAUAGCAAAUAAAAAAAUAAUUUAAUAGUUACCUGGGAACUAAGGGUAACUAUUUCUGCAGCUUCCCUCUAUUUUGAUCGUAUUUGGACCUGUUUACAGUCGUCGGUGAUUGAAGACUUAUCAUGGAAUCAAGUGAAAAUCAUUUAUCUAGGAUUCCUGCCCUUUGCACAGAACCUGUUUUUACACAGCAAUACAGAGAGUACUUGGAGAGGGCAGGCAUUCUAGAUAGUCGUUAUCGUGCACAGAAGCUCCAUGAUGGUAUGGUUGCUCUUCCAGUUCUUGAAGAAAAACUUUAUUUAUCCGUACAAGAGAAUCUGUUAGAAAAUAUUGCCCCAGGAAGCUCUUGCAAGAAAACUUGGAUUAUUAAUCCUGUACUCUCCAAAAAAAGUCAAGUUCAUUCACCAGCACAGAAAUUACGCAUGGAACUAUAUAACCUGUUAGAAAGCCAUGGAGUAAAUUGGACCCAAAAUCUGGAAUGUGACCUUCCUCGCUCUUGGCAGCAACAUGGUGACUUAGUUAUUUUCAGUGAAAACUGCUUUUGUAACCCAACAUGGAAGCAACUGGGUGAUGAACUUUGGUUCAUUGUAGCAUGCUCUCUUGGGGUUAAACGCCUAGCUAAACAGGGUCGUGUGCUGAAUGAUGGCAUGAGAUCCCCCAGUGUGACUUUGCUACUUGGGGACAAUAGUUGGGUAGAACAUGUGGACAAUGGUAUUCGAUACACUUUUGAUUUCACAAAGUGCAUGUUCUCAGCUGGAAACAUAGUAGAAAAACAAAGAGUGGCAAAUUUUAGGUGUUCCGAAGAGAUCAUCGUUGACCUAUAUGCAGGUAUUGGAUACUUCACUCUGCCUUUCCUGGUGCAUGCAGGUGCAGCAUAUGUUUAUGCAUGUGAGUGGAAUCCUCACUCUGUUGCAGCUUUAAGGAGGAACCUGCAACUCAACAAGGUGUCUCACAAAUGCCAAAUUCAUGAAGGUGACAACAGACAGCUGCUGUUGCAUGAUGUAGCAGAUCGUGUGAAUUUGGGUUUAAUUCCAACAUCUGAAGAAGGUUACCAGAUAGCUUGUAGAGUUUUAAAGAAGAACACUGGUGGUAUGCUACAUAUUCACCACAAUGUAAACUGUUUCCCCAGCAAACACAAAGAAGAUGAUAAAAGUAUUACAGCACAGGAUCCUGGAAGUUUAAGAAAAUUAACCUGGAGAAAGUGGGCAGAGUCUGCUGAAACUAAAAUCCAAAAUUUUUUACAAAAAGUUCAUGACACUCCAUGGCACACAAGUAUUGUGCAUAUUGAAAAGAUCCGGACAGCAUUGAAGGAACCCACACGCUACAGCCUGGAGACUAUGUGUAUGUAAAGAAACAUACCAGGAAGUCCCUCGAGCCCUGAUUUGAAGGACCAUAUCAAGUCCUCUUGACUACAGCCAGCUGGAUUCAUGCGUCACACUGCAAGAGGGCGGUAUCUGACCAUGACAACACUUUGGUUUCUGUUUAACUGUCUAAUAUGUUACAUCACAACCUUACAUGAUGAGCUAGAAAAGCAUCCAGAUAACAAAUUCUUGAAACACCACUUAAUGGUGGCACAAAAUCUCACAGUGAAAGAUUGCUGGAUAUGCACACUUGCUCCUACAUCUGCCCAGAGUAUGCCUUAUUUGGCUAUCCCUGUACCGCCAUAUGAGAUGUUCCAGGGGAAUUGCUUUGACACAUUAGCAAGCAACAAGACACGGUACACAAAAAAUUGGAACACUUCAGUGGGGAUUCCAAUAGUGGGGUGGAUUGUGCAACCCUGGUGGCAGGGAAACCUGAGCAGUUUUGGACAAGGACCACAGCAGAUACUGACCUUUAAGGGGGGCUCCUGGAUAGCACGUGAAGUCACACAAAUACUAGACCUAGGACGACUACCCACCCAGGGGAUAAAGGUCAGUUUUAGCAGAACAUCUGUAAGUACUGAUACAUUUAAGCCUAGUCAAAUAGAGACAAAAACUGGCUGAAUAAUACACUUUUUCCUCAAUGUACCGAAGAAGAGUGUCAUAACAUGACAGGACACCAAAAAUGUUGUGAAUCUUCAUAUUACCAGCCCUAUGACCUAACAUGUAAUAACCCAGAUGUAGGUUACUGUGGUACAUUAGGACAGAAACCCGGAUGGUGCUACAUGACUAACGCCACUCCCAAGAGACACAUAUUGGGUAUGUGGAAGGGGGGCCUACAAGUGGUUACCAGUAGGGGUUAAUGGUACAUGCACCCUAGCCAGACUCACUCCCUCAACUUUUGUGAUACCCAACAAAGACGUUGAUAUGAGAGCAGUCCCAAGACACAUGCUAUACCAGAGAGCAGCAAACAACAAGGAAAGAGAGAAUGGAAGACCACAUGUAGUUCAAAUGGGAACAGCCAAUAAACUCUUCAGCACUCUCUUUGUAUACGCCAUGAUGAUGCAAAUGUGGGACAAAUUAGUUGAGACCACUGACUACCUUGACGACCAAAUAUAUGACAUUCUGGAAAUCACUAACACCUCUGUGUCUGUACAACUAACCAGCACACAAUAGUUCUUGAUUACCUUACAGCUGCUCAAGGGGGAAUGUGCCAGAUUAUAGGCCCCACUUGCUGUCACUACAUAGACACCACAAGUACCAUCCAGAUGCACCACCAACUUGAGAACGUACUAAAACUAAGGGAACAGUACGCUAAAGACAAUGACAAAAAUAAAGAUAAGUGGUAGGGAGACACUUUCUCCAUAACGAACCCAGUCACCUGGUUGAAAGGUAUUGGAGGAUGGGUAGGAGGUGCCUUACAAUUUAUAUUACAAGUCGCAGUUGUUAUUCUUUUAUCUUAUUUAGUUAUAAAGCUUUUGAUGAUAUGCAUAAGUGGCUGUAAAUAUAGAAUCGGUAAAUACUGAGUAUUGUUUACUUCAAAUGAAUGGGUUAACAUAAACAUUUUAUGCUGUUUUCCCAGCAUGUAGACGGAAUAAUGAUCAGCAUUUGUUUUCAGGUUCUCAUGUCUCCUCUUUUUUUCGUUUGUUUGUAGAUUGACAUCACACCUGAAACACUCUUCCUGGUGAGGAUGCCGGUCCAUUACUCAGGGGACAGAGUCAAUUUAAGAAGACUUGGUUCCCUCAGACAACUCGCGGUCUGGGAUAGCACCUGAGGAAAGACCUGCUAUACACCUUACCUAGAGGAUCCAGUUCUUUCAGAUGAUGAUGAUGUCAAAGGGGGAAAUGAUGGAAUUGGGUAGAGGAGACUCCAUUUUGUAUGAAGACUUGAUUAUUCUCGGUCUAAAUGACUGCAUUCUAUCUUUCUUGUUUUUUUCUACAUAACAAACUUUAAACUUUUGAACUAAGAGACGAUGGGCAUCUUAUCUUCAAGAAUGCAGACACUCUUAUCUUUUUCUACCCUAGAUGCGUCCUUGAAACAAUGGUUCAUUAUAUUUGAGCUUAAGCAAUGUAUAUUUUGUAUCUAACUUUCUUCUGCGAAAGGUUUAUGGUUUUCCUGUGUUUGUACAAUGUAGAGUUUACUGCGCAUGCCUAAUUGAAAGUGGACUAUAAAAUACUCCUGCAAAGAGGGCAGGCCAGUUCUGCCUUCAGCUUACAGAGACAACACUUGUGUUUGUAUCGUGAUUUUGAAUGGCAGGUAGUGUUGGAAGGAACGUUGGGUGACUGCAGCCCCAUACAGGCUUUCCACACACAAAUUGGGCAUCCGCCGACAGAAGACGUCUCGGCCUUUGGGGUCGAACCUAACACCACCAUAUAACAAAACCAGCAAGAAACAUUAUUUAGGAGACACUAAGGCAAUCAAUCCUACUCAACAACUUAAAUUACAACACAGACACACUUCUUCUCACAUAGUGAUACAUCCUUCCCUUGGCACAGUUCAGUCACCAUAAAAAAAAACUCUCAGUGGAUUGGCCAAACAAAUUGAUACCAAACAAAAAGGGUGUCAGCGUGACAACCACAGUGUGUAUGAUGCUACUAUUAUCUGCUACUCUGGUGCAUUACUAAUGUAAUUUAAAAGCUUCGGGAGCAGCUAACCCUUCCUCCAAUAUUAUCUGAAGCUAUUAGUAAUGCAGUCCUCUAAUAUGGAAAAAGUUACUGGCUGACACUAACUUCUGAAGCUAUCAGCUUGUCUGACAUCCAGAAAAGUUAUCGUGCCCACGUACACCCACAAGCUAUUAGAGAACCUAGAAUACAAAAAGCUACGUCACUUUGCUUCCUUGACCCAAUCAACUCGGCUAGAUAAAAAAAAUCAAAAAUUUAAUUUAAUCCAACCAAUCAGGAAGGAAAAAAAAAAAUGGAUUUUUAAAGACUCAAAAAAAAAAAAAAAAACACUGAGUCUCUCACAGUUAAUCCUCCUGCUGGCAUUGGGAGCCAAAUUUGACAUUGCUACAGUACACUGUGUACAGCAAUAGCUGAUUAUGAGAUUACAGCUCACUAAGAGAGAGAGAAAAAUGUUUUUAUAAGCCUGCAAGUUUGUAACGAGCAAAAGGAAAAAAUCCUAACCUGCUUUUCCCUUCUGAACCUAUUUAAAGCGGCAGUCAAUCACAAGAGACUAAAAACUCCUCUGUGAAAAUUAGACCACACAGGGGGAAAAUUUCCCGUCACUAGGGCUAGUCAUAGCGGGUUUACAGAAGCCCUUUCCCAGCCUCACAGGACUGUUCAAAGGACACAGAUAAGCUACAGUUUCAUAAAGAAAUCUGCAGACUUACCGUGUUUUUGUGGAGAUUUGACUCCUAGUUUGGACAGUUCUGGGUUGGCCUGGACGGCUGAGAAGGUGUCGGUCCACCAGGCUUGGAUUUUCCCACGAGUGCGGUCAAGGGAACAGAAAAUACCAUCCUCGUCACCAACUGUCAAGGAUCGAGGUGAGGCAUUAAAAUGUUAUUGACCACUGUUGCUUAUCCCAGAGAGAGUUGUCAAAGAGUUUCUGUUUAAUUAAGGAAGUACAUUUGGUUUUUACAUUGUACAAAGGAAGAGGUUAGUUACGACAUCACAAUUAGCAUAUUAGAUUUUGAUUGGUUGUUCGAUUAUUGUGUCCGUAUAUAUUUCAUAUCUAGUGUCCAUUAAUUUCUUUCUUGGCCAAAGUUCAUUUAUACAGUUCUCUCACUCUAAAACUGGAAAAUUCCAGUUCUUUGCAUCUUCCUCAAAUGUUUUGACUUCUUGGGCCUUCUGGCGUUGAUCCAAGGUUAUUCAGUCACGAGCAGAUUGCAAACUCAGGAAAGUGGUGCAUAGUUCAACAGAUAUAUUUAUGUCUUUUCUAAUUCUGACGGAAAAAGAUAUCAGUAUUAAUAUACAUAUUGAUCGGCAGUCAGAAUCAUUUUGAUCAACUUGACACUAUUACUCCCAUCAUGGAACAGUCUGUUCCAUGCUGGGAGUAGUAGUACCACCUAAAAAAUGUAAAAA
Messenger RNA from Hyla sarda, 5589 nucleotides. It is a transcript of the gene TYW2, whose product is annotated as tRNA methyltransferase 12 homolog. NCBI's taxonomy places the organism in Eukaryota, Metazoa, Chordata, Amphibia, Anura, Hylidae. Gene Ontology annotation, cellular component: cytoplasm. Gene Ontology annotation, molecular function: tRNA methyltransferase activity. The transcript has 8 exons. Gene Ontology annotation, biological process: tRNA methylation. The coding region runs from base 338 to 1561 and encodes 407 amino acids. The record is from RefSeq and is a predicted model, not a curated record.